AUAGCGGGAUUCAACAGAAAUAAGUUCUUACUAUUUCAGUUGUGAAAAUCGACGGGAAUUAUAACAGAUUCUUCACUGUUUACUUGCAGAGAAAGAAACAAAAAAAAAAAUCACAGAAUCGCUCUCUUGCUUUGUAUACUUCAAAGGUUCGUUUCCAUGGAAGACAACAGAGAGGAAGACUCAGAGAGGAGACGCAACUUCAUUGAUAUGUACAAGUUUGAGCUCGGUUUUCGCAAGAGCUACCAAGAAAAACUCGAAACUGCAAUGGAGAAAUUGGAAGCUUUAAAGAAAGAGUUUAAAGAAACUGAAGACGAUCUCAAAUAUCUUACCACUACUCGUGUGGAAAGGAUUGGAGAAAUUGUGAAACCUCUAGACAAAAAACGAUUUAUUGUGAAAGGAAACGAUGGAGGUCGUUACGUAGUGAACUGCUGUAACAAAGUGGAUCAAUCAAAGCUAGUUUCCGGAACCAGAGUUACUCUUGAGAAAAAAUCGUUGACGAUCAUGAGAAUUCUCCCUCCUAUGGUUAAUCCAUUGGUUUAUAAUAUGGUGUAUCGUGGCGAUGUUAGAUACUCAGAUCUUGGCGGUUUAUCUAAACAAAUCAGAGAUCUAAGAGAUUACAUUGAACUUCCUCUCACAAAUCCUGAAGUUUUUCAACGAGUUGGUGUCAAGCUUCCCAAGGGAGUACUUCUUUAUGGACCUCCUGGAACUGGAAAGACACUGUUAGCUAGAGCAAUUGCUAGCAACAUCGAUUCGACUUUUAUGACGGUUGUUUCUAGCGCGCUUUUAAGCAAAUACUUGGGAGAUAGUUCAUUGUUAGUGAGAGAGAUGUUUAGAUAUGCUCGAGAUCAUCAACCUUGUAUCAUCUUUAUGGAUGAGAUUGAUGCUAUUGGUAGACGUCGUGGAUCAAGUGAAGGAGAAGUAAAAACUAGUGAAUGUGAUAGAGUACUCAUUGAGCUUCUUUCUCAACUUGAUGGAUUCAAUGAACUUGAUAAGGUGAAAGUAAUAAUGGCAACAAAUAGGCCUGAUGUUCUUGACCCUGCGCUUCUUCGGCCUGGUAGAAUCGAUAAGAAGAUAGAGAUUCCAUUGCCUAAUGGAGAUUCUAGAAUGAGAAUCCUCAAGAUUCAUGCUUCUGGUAUAACUAAACAUGGAGAUAUCGAUUACGAUAAAGUUGUGAAACUAUCUGAGGGUUUCAAUGGAGCAGAUAUGCGUAACAUAUGUACUGAAGCAGGGAUGUUAGCUAUACGUGCAGAGCGUGAUUACGUUGUUCCAAACGAUUUUAUCAAUGCUGUAACAAAACUAGGCGAAGCGAAGAAACUUGAGUCCAGUGCACAGUACAAUGCCGAUUUUCGGAAAGAGUAAAGAUCGAAACAUACAGACGAAGGGAUAAAGAUGACUAACAAAUUCAUCAAAAGAAGAAGCAUAGAUCGAUUUAGAUGGCUCGAGACUUUGUUCUGUUUUUUUUUAUUGUAAGUCAGUUUGAAUCAUCAUUGGCUUCUCUUUGCAUUGAUUCAUCUGAGGAAUCUCCAAAUUCGUCUC
Messenger RNA from Arabidopsis lyrata subsp. lyrata, 1536 nucleotides. RefSeq names its product 26S protease regulatory subunit S10B homolog B. Gene Ontology annotation, molecular function: proteasome-activating activity; ATP hydrolysis activity; ATP binding. Bases 157 to 1359 code for a protein of 400 amino acids. Gene Ontology annotation, biological process: positive regulation of RNA polymerase II transcription preinitiation complex assembly. The transcript is spliced from 8 exons. Gene Ontology annotation, cellular component: cytosolic proteasome complex; proteasome regulatory particle, base subcomplex. NCBI's taxonomy places the organism in Eukaryota, Viridiplantae, Streptophyta, Magnoliopsida, Brassicales, Brassicaceae. The record is from RefSeq and is a predicted model, not a curated record.